Molecule: messenger RNA, 495 nt
Organism: Cynocephalus volans (Philippine flying lemur)
Lineage: Eukaryota; Metazoa; Chordata; Mammalia; Dermoptera; Cynocephalidae
Gene: AVP
Product: arginine vasopressin
Exons: 3
Coding region: 1-495 (164 amino acids)
Cellular component (GO): secretory granule; extracellular region
Molecular function (GO): V1A vasopressin receptor binding; neurohypophyseal hormone activity
Source: RefSeq, a predicted model, not a curated record
AUGCCCGACGCCAUGCUGCCUGCCUGCUUCCUUGGCCUGCUGGCCUUCACCUCUGCUUGCUACUUCCAGAACUGCCCGAGGGGUGGCAAGAGGGCCAUGUCCGACAUAGAACUGAGACAGUGUCUCCCCUGCGGCCCCGGGGGCAAAGGGCGCUGCUUCGGACCCAGCAUCUGCUGCGGGGACGAGCUGGGCUGCUUGGUGGGCACGACCGAGGCGCUGCGCUGCCAGGAGGAAAACUACCUGCCGUCGCCCUGCAUGCCUGGCCAGAAGCCGUGCGGGAGCGGUGGCCGCUGCGCCGCCCCCGGCAUCUGCUGCAGCGCAGAGAGCUGCGUGGCCGAGCCCGAGUGCCGCGAGGGCUUUCACCGCCGCGUCCGCGCGGGCGACCGGAGCAACGCCACGCAGCUGGACGGGCCCACCGGGGCUUUGCUGCUGCGGCUGGUGCAGCUAGCUGGGGCGCCCGAGCCGGCGGAGCCCGCCCAGCCCGGCGUCUACUGA